CUCCAUCCAUGGCUGUGCUGGGCUGCGCGAGGCUGAGAUGGGUGCCGUUGGGGAAGCGGGUGGUCGGCUGUGGUCUCUGCCCACACAGGGCCAGAGCCAAGACCGCGAUCCAAAACCGCGUUGCCCACACGGGGCCAGAGCUAAGACCGCAAUCGCACGAAGGCGCCCCGGGUCCGAGAGCUGGGCAGUGGCGCAGCCUGGAAGAGAUUCCGAAGUUAGGGCAGCUGCGCUUCUUAUUCCAGAUGUUCGUGCAAGGAUACGUUCUGCAAAUGCACAAGCUCCAGAUACUCCACAAGGCCAGGUUUGGUCCAAUGUGGAUAACUUCCACGGGGACUCAGAAGAUGGUGAACUUGGCCAGUGCCCCGCUCGUGGAGAUGGUGAUGCGGCAGGAGAGCAAGCAUCCUAUGCGGGCCGACAUGCGGCUGUGGAAGGAGCACCGGGACCAGCGUGGCUUCAGUUAUGGGCUCUUCACCACAGAAGGUCACAAUUGGUACCGCAAGCGCCAGGCUCUGAACCAGCAUUUGUUGAAGCCAGCUGAUGCUGCACUCUAUGCCAAUGCCUUAAAUGAAGUGGUGGACAGCUUUAUAGUGCGAUUGGACCAGGUGCGGGCUGAGAGCGCCUCUGGGGACCAGGUGGCUGACAUGGCUGAAUUUCUCUGCUACUUUGCCUUAGAAGCUAUCUGCUACAUCCUGUUUGAAAAACGUAUCGGCUGCUUGGAAGCAUCCAUCCCGGAGGAGACAGUGAACUUCAUCAGAUCUGUGGGGCUCAUGUUCAAGAACUUACUCUAUGCCACUUUCCUCCCCACGUGGACCCGUCCCCUGUUGCCCUUCUGGAAGCGAUACUUGGAUGGCUGGGACAGCAUCUUUUUCUUUGGGAAGAAGCUGGUGGAUCAGAAACUUGAGGAGGUGAAGGCCCAGCUCCACGUAGCGGGACCAGGUGGGGUCCAGGUCUCUGGCUACCUCUACUCCCUGCUGACCAAUGGACAACUCAGUCCCCAGGAGGUCCUGGGCAGCCUGCCUGAGCUUGUCUUGGCCGGAAUGGACACGACAUCCAACACACUCUUGUGGGCCCUGUACCACCUUUCAAAGAAUCCAGAGAUCCAGGAGGCCUUGCACAAGGAGGUGGUGAGUGUGGUGGCAGCUGGACAGGUGCCCCAGCAUAAGGACUUUGCUCACAUGCCCCUGCUCAAGGCGAUACUGAAAGAGACCCUACGCCUCUACCCCGUGGUCCCUGCCAACUCCCGUGUCAUGGUGGACAAGGAGACUCGAGUCGGUGACUUCCUCUUCCCAAAGAACACCAUGUUUGUGUUCUGCCACUAUGUCACGUCCCGAGAUCCCAGCAUCUUCUCUGAGCCAGACACCUUCCAACCCCAUCGCUGGCUGAGGAAAGGCCAGCCUGAGAUCUCUAGGAUUCAGCACCCAUUUGGCUCUGUGCCCUUUGGCUAUGGGGUACGGGGCUGCCUGGGCCGCAGGAUUGCUGAGCUGGAGAUGGAACUGCUGUUGGCCAGGCUGGUCCAGCGGUACAAGCUGAUGCUAGCUCCCAAGAUUGGGGAGGUGCACAGCCAGGCUCGCAUCAUCCUGGUUCCCAACAAGAAGGUGGGCCUGCGCUUCCUGCCUAGGCAGUGCUGACCUGGGCCCUGUGUGCUGGGCCUUGCUCCAGGACCUGGCACUGCAGUGCCUGCCAUGUCUCAGGUGAGGAGAGAGAGAAGGGACCGUGUCCCUUCGCACAGAAACCUGAGCAUUGGCCACAACAGUGGUUGUCAGUAGCUGUCACUCAGAUCCAAGGUCCCUCCCACAUCAACUUACUGUCCUUGGGCCCCAUAUAAAAUAAAGGACUUUUACUCAUGACUGGA
This is a messenger RNA of Ochotona princeps (American pika), 1852 nucleotides long. RefSeq names its product sterol 26-hydroxylase, mitochondrial. Lineage: Eukaryota; Metazoa; Chordata; Mammalia; Lagomorpha; Ochotonidae. Bases 9 to 1628 code for a protein of 539 amino acids. Gene Ontology annotation, biological process: cortisol metabolic process; C21-steroid hormone biosynthetic process; glucocorticoid biosynthetic process. The record is from RefSeq and is a predicted model, not a curated record. Gene Ontology annotation, molecular function: oxidoreductase activity, acting on paired donors, with incorporation or reduction of molecular oxygen; iron ion binding; heme binding. The transcript has 9 exons. Gene Ontology annotation, cellular component: mitochondrial inner membrane.